GGAACCAAGGUCAAACAAACAGCGGUAAAAAUAUGUUUCAAAAGUGCAAGUGUCGAUGAUGAUAUAAAAUAAUAAAUAACUAAUUUCAAAAACAUUUUUAUUUAUAAAUUUUCUUUAUUGACAUUAUAUUUUAGGGAGACUUAUUUAUAAGCACAAUAAUAUGUGCAUAAAGUCUUUAGGAUUUCAAAGAUUUUAAAUUGCAAAAGGGAGGAAAUUUCUCAUUUCUGAUGGCUGAAGGAUGGCACACCAACGAAAUGGGCUUGAAUAUUCAAAUAACGAUAGAAAAUUGCCACAUUGGCUCGAAGAUAUUACCAAGGAGAUGAAAGAAACACACAUAAAUAGCGAUUCCUGUCCUAACUUCGACGAACCAGUUUUGAUACUUGGUAACUCGAAACUAGAAAAUACCAGACUAUCCCGAAGAACGUCUUUGGAUAACAAAUUGGAUCUUCUGACAAAACCAAAAGGUCAGCCAAUAGCUUUAUCCGCAGGUACUAUACGUCCUAAUAACAAAGGAUAUUCUCAAAAUGGUCGACGGAAAUACAGUGUCAGAAGCAAAGUAGACUGGGGUGACACAGCCAGUUGUGGUUCUCAUGAUUUUAUGUCUGAUCUUCUACCGCAUUAUGUAACUCCUAGACACAGGCGUUCAAACAUUAUAGAUGACGACUUCCAUGAUGUUAUAUUAGGCCCAAAACUUCAAGAUACGAAUAAAUUACGUAAAACUAUUAUCCAAAAAGAAGAAUCAAUGAAUUUUCAAAAUAACGUGAACAGGAGACCAAGUAUUAAGAAUCAGAUAAAAACGACAUCAUUAAUAUCUGUGCCCGCGCAUAAGGAAGUGCCUAAAACAGAGUUUGUUAUUCCGGAAUUGCCCGAAGGGAGACUGUUGGAGAUAAAGAUUUUUUCCAAUUGGGGCGACAAGUAUCUUGUUGGCAUGAACGGUGUUGAGAUCUUUGAUGCUAAUGGAAAUGACGUAAUAAUCGAAAAGGUAUGGACGGACUCGGAAGCGGGCGACCAGUGCAGCGCGGCGAGCGUGGCGGACGGUGUGCUGCGCACGCGCGACGAGCGUCACGUCUGGAGUGCGUCUGCGCCGCGCGCCGCGCCCGUCGCGCUCUGUCUGCUGCUAGCCAGGAGGGCUACGCUGGCGCUGUUGAGGAUAUGGAAUUAUAACAAAUCCCGCAUAUACUCGACGCGCGGCGUGCGGUUGGUGCAGAUGAGAUUGGAUGACCAGAUCAUCUUCCACGGGGAGAUCGCAAGGUCCAGUGGGGAGCUCAAGGGAUCCUUGUCCAGCUUUGGCGAUACAAUCCUGUUCACAAAGGACGCCAACAUCCUCGAAGCCGUAAUGGUGAACGACAGGAACUUCCAGGCGCUUCUUAGGGACAACGAACCCAUGGAGACAACAACUGAACAGCGCCCUCCAACGGCCAACGACAGCAACCAGCUAAGCCCUAGUGAACUGCUGGAUUCUUUGAAUUACGAGGACAAGGAGAUCAAAUAUGUGGUGAAGAAGGUCACCUUAACAUUGAUGUCCAAUUGGGGGCAAAGGCAUUUGAUAGGAUUGACAGGCAUCGAAGUGCUCUGCCACAAUGAACCUAUCCAAGUCCAUCGCGCGUUUGCAUUUACUGCACCUGCAUCGGACACCCCUCCCCCUCCCCCUCCCGCCUCCCUCGUCGAGGUCCGUAAUCUGUUCAACGGCCGGAACAUCACGACCGACUUUGACGAUAUGUGGUGCACUAGUUUCAGCGCCUAUAAUCACUGUCAUGUGGUGUUGGAGAUGAGAGAACCUACUGAAAUUACAGGUAUCCGCCUGUGGAACUACAACGCGAACAUGGAGCUGUCGUAUAUCGGCGUUAAACACGCCCGCUUGUACCUGGACGACGUGAGCUUGCACCAGCGGCCGGCGCUGCUGAGGAGAGCGCCCGGAGACACUUGCUACGACUUCGUGCACCAGCUGGAGCUCACAGCUCUCGAUGACAGAUUGAAUGAGCCUGAGAAUCUGACUCCAUGGUCUCCUGUCACGAAUGAUCUACCAGUGCCGGUCGGCUUUGUACUCCAGAUCAAUAUCUUCUCAACAUGGGGAGACCCCUACUACGUGGGCCUGACUGGGGUUGAACUGUACGACCCUAAUGGAGAGAAGAUACCACUCAAUGAGAGCAUACAGAAAUCAAUGGCGAAUUGGAGGGGAAGUGAGAAGGAAAGGAAAGGCGAAUUAGAUUGUGACGUGUGCGCGCAGCCGGCGAGCGUGAGCGUGCAGGACGCGCGCACGCCGCAGCGGCUCGUGGACGGACACAACGCCGCCGUCGGCCGCGGCGCGCACGCCUGGCUCGCGCCUGUGUUGCCGCGCACGCUCAACCGAGUAUUUUUCGUGUUCGAUAUGCCAGUGGCCGUGUACGGCAUGAAAAUUUGGAACUACGGGAAGACGCCGACGCGAGGUGUCAAAGAAUUUGGAGUACUGAUGGAUGACCUAUUGGUUUACAACGGUACCCUGGAUUGUGCCAAAAACAGUGACUUUCUGACGCCGCAAUGGAUUUGUUUGCAAAAUGCUGAAGCGGACAAUAUUUCACCGAGUUCGUCGGACGUUGUCCAGAGGACCACUACAAGCGGGUCGCACGUAUCGGCGGACCAGACCGCGCGUCCGCACACCAGCGUGCACAGCGUACAAAGCUACCACUGACCGCAUAUACCUAGUGGUGCGCACACGCAGAUUGGGAGUUGCUAAUGGCAGAAAUUGCAAUUUGAGUUCACACGUCUCAAAAUUUGAGGAUAUAUUAUUGUAAUGGUCGCGGUUUAAUUUUAUACCCGGCGACCGUGAUUUCUUUCGCGUAAAUGAUUUUUAUUUUUUGCAAUUUUUGUGGGAUUAAGGAAUUUUUUUAUAAAACAAGCCGACUAAAAUAUUCAAGCGGUGUAGCUGUUUUUUUGAAAAAACUCUCGAGGAUGGCAUUCCAAUUGUUAUUAAUAUUUAUUUAUCUUACGCUACAUUACGCAAGAGAUAGCGAGAUAAUAUUGGAUCCCAUAUAUAGUUUUAUUCUUAAUUUCAUCCCUGAAAUAAAUUCGCACUCGCUUUUAUUUAUUCGAAUGUGUCGGAAACACACACACUUUACCACUCCCAUUUUCGUUUAACACACUAGGCGCGUUUUGUCAUUUUUAGUUAGUUCGUAAAACUGACAAUGUAAGAUUAUGAAAUAAGGUGUGUUAGCGUACAGUUAUGUCAAUCGCAAGUAUACGUUUGUAACCAGCAAGGUAAAGAUAAACUGUAUAGAAGUAACUGUAUAGUUUGUGCCUGUGGAUCGCUUUAGAAAAGGUGUAGCGAUAGCGUAUAUGUAGGUAGCAAUGAAAGAUUGCAAGAAUUUCAUAGCACUAUAUAUUUAUCAUCAACGCAGUCAUUAGACGAAAAGUUGAGUAGACUGCUCGCACGCCAAAAAGUCUUAUAAGUAGGUAUAUCAAUGUGUUCACUUUUUUGGAAUUCAUAGAUAGAGACGCCAUGUAAGAAGUCCCGUGGUUAUAAAAUGAAAUUCUCUCUCUUUAAUCCUUGCAUACUCAGGUUUCAUUCAACGGUGUCACACACCGAAGCUCAGGCUCCGAUUAAAAAAUGAAGCUUUAAAUUUUGAAUGGAAUGGUUGUGAUAUUACUGCUGCCUGCCUGAUGUGAACCCUCUUUUGGAAUGCUGUUGUUGCAGCUUUUUAGUGGACAUAUUGAUGGGCCACAUUGUUAGUGACAGUAGCCCCGCAAUCAGUGGGACUCCUUUCAUGGCGCGAACUUCAGUAUAAUGUGGAAAGUAUGUGUCCGCUAUGCUGCGCCCACACCUACGUGUUGCUUGCUGUGAAAACAAAAGGGAGGGGGGCGCGAUAAUGCGGAGUUUGUCGUGUGUAUGAGCCCAAUCUUUGUAAUUAAUAAAUUACCUAACUGUUUUAAACUAGUAAAAUAUAAUUGUUUGUCGCCGCCAUUAACUAGUUCAGUUGAAAUCAAUGUGUUGUUUAUUCUAGUGAACAGUGUAACAUUCAAUUUUGUACCAGAAAUAAAUUAGGGUUAUUUAUAUAUAUA
Messenger RNA from Plodia interpunctella (Indianmeal moth), 4035 nucleotides. Its product is annotated as protein KATNIP homolog. The record is from RefSeq and is a predicted model, not a curated record. NCBI's taxonomy places the organism in Eukaryota, Metazoa, Arthropoda, Insecta, Lepidoptera, Pyralidae. The coding region runs from base 239 to 2668 and encodes 809 amino acids. The transcript is spliced from 16 exons.